Messenger RNA from Podarcis raffonei (Aeolian wall lizard), 794 nucleotides. Its product is annotated as signal-regulatory protein beta-1-like. Gene Ontology annotation, cellular component: plasma membrane. NCBI's taxonomy places the organism in Eukaryota, Metazoa, Chordata, Lepidosauria, Squamata, Lacertidae. The record is from RefSeq and is a predicted model, not a curated record. The transcript has 4 exons. The coding region runs from base 255 to 794 and encodes 179 amino acids.
UGGCUGCUCUCCACCACUGCCAUGUGACUGUAGCGCAGCAAACAGUGAUUGAACCACAUUCUGAAUCCAGCGAGACUCGGUUUCCUGGUGCCACUUCCUGUUUGUGCUUUGUGGGCUGAAGCCGGAGGCCGCAAGACAGUGGAAUUGCCCAAAGUGGAGCCUGGUGAUCUGUCAGCAGCAGCCUCUUCCAUGCCAGAUUCGAGUGCCCAGCGCUGAAGGUGCCCUUUUUCCUUUCAAAGCAACCAGCGUCUCAGAUGGCUUUCAAAGGCCCCCUUGGGUGCCUGUUUCUCAGUGCGCUGAUGAGCCAGUUUCCAAAAGGAAUGGAAGGUGUUGCGAAGGAGCCGCAGUUACAGGUGUACCAGCCAAAGAAUGCUAUCUCAGUACAAAUAGGAGAUAAUCUCACACUGGAAUGCCGGGUGACUGGGGAAGGCCCACCAGGACCUGUGAGGUGGUUCCUGGGUGAAGGUCCCACAAAGAAGGUUAUCUAUGCAGGUGCUGGAAGUUUUGAGAGAAUAACAAGAAAUAAUGAAAAAUCCAACGAAGAUUUCACUAUUGUCAUCCAUAAUGUUACCUGGGAGGAUGCUGGUACUUAUUACUGUGGAAAGAUAAAGUCACACUAUCGAAAAGAAGACGUCAUACUACGUGGGGGUGGAACUGAGGUGGUUGUGACAGAUUUGCCACCUCCCAACACCGCCCCAGUGGUUGCCGGGGUGAGCGUCCUUCUCCUCGCUGUCUUGCUUCUCGUGGCAGUUUACAUCUACGUAAAGAAGAGGAGAGUCAGCGGAGCAGAAUAA